Molecule: messenger RNA, 938 nt
Organism: Glossina fuscipes
Lineage: Eukaryota; Metazoa; Arthropoda; Insecta; Diptera; Glossinidae
Product: circadian clock-controlled protein daywake-like
Exons: 3
Coding region: 78-830 (250 amino acids)
Source: RefSeq, a predicted model, not a curated record
GUUACCAGUGCUAUCUGUGACGGGUUAGUCUCGCAAAAAGAGUUCGCUUUUAAAUUGUACAGUGUUUUCGAAACGAAAUGUGUAGACAAAGCCAGCGAUUAAGCUUUCUCCUUAUUGUGUGCGCCGCUACUCAUAUCCUCGCCACUGAUUUACCGCCUGAAAUUCAAAAAUGUAAAGUUGGCGAUCAUCCAUGUAUCACUGAAAGGAUAAACGAAAUAAUACGUUUGUACCCUAAAGGGAAUUCCACGUACGCUUUGCCAGAUUUCUCAUUAGUAAAACUGAAUAAAGUUACAGCGGCCAAGAAGUCAAGCAAUUCACCAGUGCAGUUAAAUUUUUUUCUUUCCAACUUGGAAGCAAGGGGCGUAGAUAAAUUAAAAGUGCUUAGCAGCAAAGGUUUUGUCAAAGACAUCCAGCAAGUAGAAGUCGAUUUUACUGUACCGUUGCUCAAAAUCAAUGCGCUCUAUGAACUUGAUGGGAAACUACUGUUAUUACCCAUUAAAGGAAAAGGCGAUGUAGAGAUAACAUUUCGCGACGCGCACUAUGUAGUUACACUUGAUGGUGAAUUGGAGAAUCGUCAAGGCAAAAAUUACAUCAAAAUGAAGAAAUUAGCCGUUAUAGUGGAACCAAAGGAUAUAACAUUUAAAUUUGAAAACUUAUUCGAUGGGAAUAAAGAAUUGACGGAUGCUACAAAUAAAGUAUUAACUGACAGCUGGGAAGAUGUCUGGAAUGAAUUGGGUAAAGAUGUCAACAAAGCAUUCUCAGAUGCUGUUCACCUUCUUUUGACGCCAAUAAUGAAUGCAAUAUCGUAUGAUGAUUACUUUGCAGAUUAAAUCUUUAAAUUCUAUUAUUUUACACAUUUCCCCAAAACGUAUAAAUUGGGCUUAUGGUGUGGAGCAUAUGUCACAAUCAUAUAAAUAAAAAUAAAAUUUUGAAUCAAA